This is a messenger RNA of Puntigrus tetrazona (Sumatra barb), 1659 nucleotides long. RefSeq names its product tRNA methyltransferase 5 (gene trmt5). Gene Ontology annotation, cellular component: cytoplasm; mitochondrial matrix. The transcript is spliced from 5 exons. NCBI's taxonomy places the organism in Eukaryota, Metazoa, Chordata, Actinopteri, Cypriniformes, Cyprinidae. The record is from RefSeq and is a predicted model, not a curated record. Bases 252 to 1577 code for a protein of 441 amino acids. Gene Ontology annotation, biological process: mitochondrial tRNA methylation; tRNA N1-guanine methylation.
GACAGUUUAAUGUUUAUAUUAUAAAUUUUAUAACUAUGUUUUAAAUUUAAUGACACGGUUAAGGCUCUGUGGCGGUGCACAUAAUCUUGCAUUUUAUUAUCAAGUGUAGCUAACAGUCUGCUGCUAAAAUAUCUGGUAGACUUUUGUUUUUGUUGCAGAAACAUCACAGUUGUGUCUCACGGUCUCAGAAAGUAAACCAAUUUGCAAGAAUUUCCCUCCAGUUCCCCACUCUUAUCCAUUUUCAGAAAGCCAUGACCGACCAAUCACAGACGAAUCUUGAGCUCUACAAGCUCCCUCAGACUGUCCGGGGCAUGACAGAACUGGACCGAGCAGCUUUCAGUCAGACAGUCACUGUUCCUGCCAUACGGAUACCAACCGGUGCUGUCCACAAAAUGGUGAAGAGCUUGAAGAAAGUGGCACUAAAGAGGCCAGGACUCAAACGGGUCAUCGAGGAACACAGUGAAGAUGUUACUAAAGACCAUAGUGGACAUCGGCUGCUGCUGUUGGACCCAAACAUAAUUACUUCUAAAGAUUCAUUUGGCAGCGAGGAGGUGGAAGCUCUGAAAGCAUGUGGAGUGACUCAGGAGAUCCAGAAGUAUGAACUGAAACUCACCUAUGAGAACUUUAAGAGCGAUGAGAUACUGCAAGCUGUUCUUCCUGAAGGCCAGGACGUGACAUCAGGAUUUAGCAGAGUGGGCCACAUUGCCCACGUGAACCUAAGAGACCAUCAGCUCCCCUACAGAAAUCUGAUUGGUCAAGUAAUCAUAGAUAAGAACCCAGGAGUUACUUACGUGGUUAACAAGACCAACACUAUUGAUUCCACUUAUAGAAACUUCCAAAUGGAGGUUUUGGCAGGAGAGAGUAGCAUGGUAGUAAAAAUACGCGAGAAUGGUGUGUUUUAUGAGUUUGAUUUCUCUCGUGUGUACUGGAACCCUCGACUGAGCACCGAACACGAGCGCAUCAUUUCCCUUCUUCAGCGCGGUGAUACUAUAGUGGACGUUUUCGCCGGGGUCGGUCCGUUCGCGAUUCCAGCGGCCCGUCGGGGCUGCAAUGUUCUCGCUAACGACUUAAACCCAGAGUCCUUCCACUGGCUCCAGCACAAUGCUAAACUCAACAAGGCUGACCGAAAAAUAACAUCAUUUAACAUGGAUGGACGGGACUUCAUCCGGGGUCCUCUACGGGAGCGCCUGCCUGCUCUAAUGAAGGGAUCGCAGAAGAUUCAUGUGGUGAUGAAUCUUCCCUCUUUGGCUCUUGAGUUCCUCGAAGCUUUCAGAGGUCUGCUGGGCCCGGAGGCAGACCAGAGCCUUGACAACAUGCCCCAGGUGCAUUGCUACGGGUUCUCCAAGGCAGAUGAUCCUCGGAGGGAUGUAGUGGAGCACGCGGAGGCAAAUUUAAAGACUUCCCUGCAAGGACAGUGUUCUGUGCACCUGGUGAGGAACGUGGCACCCAAUAAGGAGAUGAUGUGUGUGAGUUUUACACUACCGAGAGGGGUCCUGUAUUCUACACAUACUCAAGACAGAGAUGUUUCAGACGAGCCAAAUCCUAAGAAACAGAAGUGUGAGAAUCUAACAGACUGAAUAAACUCAGUUUUUUAAAUAAAUCAUUAUUCCUUGCCAGUGAAUGCUGUUGCAUUUCUUUGAGACAAACACACAACCAACG